Molecule: messenger RNA, 3582 nt
Organism: Suillus paluster
Lineage: Eukaryota; Fungi; Basidiomycota; Agaricomycetes; Boletales; Suillaceae
Exons: 6
Coding region: 346-3435 (1029 amino acids)
Biological process (GO): transmembrane transport
Source: RefSeq, a predicted model, not a curated record
CAAGUUCGGAACACGAUUGAAAAAGACUAGGCCCAAGUGCAGAUCGCUAUAAUAUUGAGGAACGUGUAAACGCGUGUACACGUUGACAUCGGGUAGAGUGGCCACUGAUGAUGGGCCCCAUGAUGAGCUUGUUGGUCCACCACUGCGUCUUAUAACUGCAAAUCAACGAUGUCUGCUAAUGCUCACGAUGGCCUUUGUCCGCCGCUAACCAGCGCUAGUAGCCUAUGCUCGACGAACGGAGAUGAAAUCCGAGUUGGUGGCGUGGUAAACGGUGGGAAGCCUGUACCACCUGGACUCACUGGCAGUCGCAGCACUUCCCGUACUCGUCGUAUGUCGUAUUGAACGAUGACCACAAUCUUUUCCUCGUCGUGUUGCUCGGUCCGGGUGAUUUUUCUCUUUCUGUCUUUUUCCGUGUCUCUACCCUCGAUAUUCGCACAACCCGCAACACUUCCAUUCUAUGACUGUUUCUCGGGGGAUGCAUCCCAGAAACUUUCGGUUGACACGGUGUACUCGCAGAUAAUCAAUGGACAGACGCUAAAUAUCACAAUUUUGGGGAACGCCUCCCAGCAGAUCGUCGAUUCCUCAGCUAAUAGCACCAGCCUCUCUACCCUCUUCACGGAAGCUACGACACUUACCAUGAAUACCUUCAGUAAUAAUUCUGAGCUAUGCGACUCAUUACGACCACCUUCUCCUCUGCAAUCCCUUGGCACAAAUACCACAUAUUGCCCCAUCCCUGCUGGGCCAUUUGCCCUUUCCGCAUCCAUACCAUUCAAUACCAGGAAUUCCCUCACAACUAUGAACACUGAACUUCGCGCUGUCGACCCUUCUGGAAAUGAGAUAUUGUGCCUUAGUGUCGCAACCACGCCGCUUCAUCCAGGACCACUCGGUUCGCCGUACGGCAAUGCCCACAUCAUAUUUUGGGCAACAGUUGGUCUUGCGGCAAUAUAUUGGUUCAUCGUCGGUAUUGCUCGGAUCAUAUCUGCUUGGGGUCGCGGAUUUAAUAGACCGGGUCCGGGCAUCUGGCACCGGUUUGAGAGUAUUGGUUUCAUUCUUGCUAGUGCCAUCAGUGGUGAGCGCUUUUCAACAUCCCCUGCGUUGAUGAGAUUUUGCUCCCCAUCCUUGCGUGAUGUCAUCUUUCACACGCAAUGGUGUGCAGCCCUAGCUAUGGUUGCUGUCCAGUGGCCUCCCUUCAUUUAUCCCCUACUUUCGCAAACUGCCUGGGCAUCGCUGACGUACAAUAUUACGUUGAAAGGAGAUGCUACGCAUUGGAACCCGCUAAAUGUCCUACCGUAUAACCCACCAUCAGAUUUUGCCGAUCAGUUGGGGGAUCCCUCUUCUGUUAUCUACAUUAACCAGUCGAUCCCGAACACAAUUUUCCUACUUCCACCCAACACUACAACUGGGAUGCAAUCCUUUGCAUGGAGUGUUGGAGUGCGACCACAAGAUCUCUUUGCGAUUUGCUUGUCCCUGUUCUUGGCGAUUAUAGCUGGGAUAAUCCUGCUUAGUCUCUUCGUAUGGAUGGUAGAUUGGGUGUUUUCACGGCGGCCGUCCGGCAAUUUACCCACUUCUGCUGCACUCACAAGCGCAACAAACAAAGGUCAACGACGGCUUUCGGCGAGCAGUAAGGAUAUGCUCGACACAAGUGGAGAUGAGAGCAGAUCAUCAACCGGCUUUGCCCACAAUUACACCUUCUUCAGGAGACGUUGGUUCCGACCGGAAGUCAGCUCUUUUCACUCCAGCGUGCUCAUAGGAAACCUUGUGCGCGUUCUAAUCCUUUUUCACUUACCCGUCACCAUAUUCUCGUGCUAUGAAUUUUCAACAGGCAGCUCAGCGUCUUCAUCAGCACUUGGCGCCCUCUCAUUCGCCCUCUUCUCUGUGAUCGCUCCCACUCUUAUACUCCUGCGGCUAGCCCGGACGCCAACAACCAAAUUAUACGAUGAAACACGGACUCUUCUCGCAUUAGGACCACUCUACAAUCACUACCGUCAGAACUCGCAGCUUUUCUCAGGCUUGCUUUUCCUAUCUAACCUCGUCCUCGGGGUGGCCAUAGGAUGUGGGCAGCAUAGUGGAACAGCACAAGCGAUCAUAAUUUUGGUGACGGAAGUUGUUAGCGCUUUGGUCACCAGCGUAUGGUUACCGUGGGGUGCAGGAGCUGGUAUGGGCCUCAUCAGCUUCUUAUUCUGCGUUGCACGCAUUGUAGUUGCUGUACUGCUAGUGAUUUUGACACCAACGAUUUCAAUUGGCGCCGGCCCCGGCGGUUGGGUGGCCUAUGGCAUACUGAUCGUCCUUUGCCUCGUCUAUCUUGCGUUGUUCUUGAUUCUUGUUAUCAAAUUCAUUGAAGCAGUCGUGCGCAUUUUGGGUGGAGUAGGCUUCGAUCGCUCCAGACGGCCAGUCGAUAGCGGUUUGGUCGGCGUGCUUUCCCUUCUCGGAUGUUGCGGGCCACGUAGAAGCAGUCGCGAACGAAGACACUACAAAGCCACAGAAGUUCGACAUUCACCCGUUGCCCGAGACUCGUUCACUGCACAGGACUCAUCUUCCUAUGCACCACCCAAUGCGUCUUUCGCACAGAAAGUCAAAGGUUCCGGCUCCUCGCACCAUUCCGGUGGUCCCCCACCAUCGGUAUUGCGACCCGAGCACGCCCUGCAGCCAUACAGAGAAGACAGCGAUGAGGAUGCAGAAAGUGGUUAUAUCAUGGGCGCAUGGCAGCCGUUCCCAGGUCCAGGUCCCCGCGGUUCAUACGACCGCGCAUCAACCAGCACCCCUCCCCAAAAUUCAGGCUUCUCCCGCAUCGGUGGCGGUCGCGCCCACUAUGACUCACCGUACGCGAUUGCCGGCGAGCCAGGGGGGAGUUCAACCUUUACGUUUCCUAGCAUAGAACGCAAAGGCAGUGGGCCAGCAUCUGGUGGGACACCGACGAAGACGAUUUAUGACAGUGAAGAACUUCCUACUCCAACUGCUUCCAUGGCAAAUGUCGCGCGUCUUCCCGCGUUUACGAACUCUGGGCUUCCUGCGGGCGCAAUGAUGCCACACAUGCGCACGAAGAGUCAAACAGCGAUUAUUAUUGGAGAUAUUGCUGCAUUGAGUGCAACGCCUGCAAAUGCUCCUCCUCCACAGGAGGAGCACCCAUCGAUGGCGACCAAGACGAAUAGUGGGGAAUCGAGCACUAGCGAUCCUGACCAGCCAAAGAAGAGGCACUGGUAUAAUAUUCGAAGGAAUCGCAGGCAUAGUGAGGGGGAUCGGUUGGAUAGUGGUGUGAGUGAGGUGGAGCCUGAGGGUGGUUCAUCCCCCAAGGACCCUGGAAAGUCGUUCGUCGUUAUUCGAGCACGAAAACCUCAGUCAUCGCAACCCGAUACCCACCCACAAACUCACAAAGUUAGGUACUCGAUGGACGAAACUGGAGGACCUUCCUCACCGGCGAAAUCUCGGAAGCCAUGAAUUGAUAUUAUAACACUCCCUUUACGCUCUCUUGCCUUGUCCUGCUUUGUAUCUACCAUCCUGGGAUUCUUAGAGUAAGCAACAUCUCUUGCAUGUGUAAUAUUUACUGCACUCCGUUGUCUGGACUAGACUCUUGCUUCACACCGU